GCUUCUGAUUCCCGCUGGGCGUUUCCCGCUUUUCUCCUGUCAUUUGCAGAGGCUUUUAGGUCCCCACAGAUGGCGACGUCUCCCAAGUUCCCUGCCCCAGUCUUCCCCGGUAGCAGUGGAGAUAAAAAGGCUGAGCUUGAAAUCGGUGAAUGGAAAGAGAAGAGUUUUGGUCCCAGUUUUGCCAGCGAGGGACAAACUUCCACCCAGACAUCAACUAGACCUCAUAGCCCUUCAGUAUCCAACCCAGCACCAGAUCUGACUUCUAGCAGCUCUUUGGAGGCAAAAUCUUCCAACUAUUUUUCUGCUUUGGAUGCCACGGUGGAGGACCUGAAGAACCGAGCCCAGAUCUUGAUUGAUAAAAUUAACGAGGGACGGAAUAAAGAUCAGGCUUUAAUGAAAAACUUUAAUGAAAGCCUUGCCAAGAAGGUUGCCGAGCUGUCCAAGAUCCUGGAGGCCAGAAUGUACUGCAUGUAUGAUGAGCACAACAAACUGCUGCAGGAGAGGCUUCAAGAGCUACCAGAGAUCAUGGACAGGAUUGGAGAGCUGCAGUCAGAGCUGAAACAAGUGUGCCAAACUGUCGUUACUGUCUACCAGGACAUCUGUGUGCAUCCCGACGUCUAAUCACCAAAACGUUCAUAAUGCCUAUGGCUAUAUUCUGCUAAGCUUACUCAAACCCCUUACUCAAGUAUCUGCCUGUUCAUGUAUGGUUUUGUUUCCAGUUACAACUUGGUUCUACUGUUUCUCAAAUAAAACAACAGUGUUAAACAAAACAAAUUCCUAAAACCGUCAUUAAUUAUUC
Molecule: messenger RNA, 799 nt
Organism: Xenopus tropicalis (tropical clawed frog)
Lineage: Eukaryota; Metazoa; Chordata; Amphibia; Anura; Pipidae
Gene: syce2
Product: synaptonemal complex central element protein 2
Exons: 4
Coding region: 70-621 (183 amino acids)
Biological process (GO): synaptonemal complex assembly
Cellular component (GO): central element
Source: RefSeq, a predicted model, not a curated record